AUGCCGACUAUGGCGCGAACCGUCGUUGCGACCGGCGCUUCAUCUGGGCUGGGCUUCGAGGCCGUCAAACAACUCCUACAGCAAUCCCGACCGUACGAAUUCAUCAUUGGCGCACGAGAUCCGUCGACCACCCAGGCGGCCUACGACAGAGUCCAAUACGAUACAACAGCACAUAGCAUCUCCAUCCUGCCGCUGGACCUCACAGAUCUGAGAACGGUCAAGUCCUUUGCGCAGCAGAGUCUCGAGCGCCUCAACAAGGACAAGUUGGACAUCCUGUUCCUCAACGCGGGCAUGAACAAGGCUGCGAUUGGCCCCGGAUUGCACGGGUCGCCGUGGUGUGAGUCGUAUGUCGUCAAUCAUCUUUCGCAGCACUAUCUCACGCAUCUUCUCCGCGAGAAACUGAGCACUUCACACUCGCGCGUCGUGGUAGUAUCCUCGGGAUUGAUCCGCAGCAUCAAAGAGGAUGAUAUCAUCAAAACCAAAGUUUCAGCGGGCUCUGGCGCCGAUGGCUUCGCAGUCUACCAUGCAACCAAGUUCGCCCAAUUUCUUGGAGCCCACUGGUGGCGUAGGCAACUGGGACAAUCGGCUACGGUUCUUGCAGUUUCUCCAGGGCUUGUUCUCGGCACUGGUCUUGGUAGACAUCUAGAUUUCGUGCCUAAUACGGAUCAUCUGCCUGAUAAGUUGACGGUGGAACAAGGAGCCAGGAAUCUAUUGCGUGCAUUCGACCAGGCCAACUUCCCGGAUGAUCCAGAACAAAUAUUCCUCACGAGCUGGGGUGAAUGGUGGCCGAAGGAUGCGUAUGGUCCAAGUCUUGACAAGAGCCUGCAAGACUGGUGGUGUCCGAGUAUGGAAGAGAUUGAGAAAGAGGCAGGCAUCGCUGGCUGA
Cyphellophora europaea CBS 101466 is the source of this 885-nucleotide messenger RNA. RefSeq lists its product as uncharacterized. Lineage: Eukaryota; Fungi; Ascomycota; Eurotiomycetes; Chaetothyriales; Cyphellophoraceae. The coding region runs from base 1 to 885 and encodes 294 amino acids. The transcript has 5 exons. The record is from RefSeq and is a predicted model, not a curated record.